Molecule: messenger RNA, 552 nt
Organism: Labrus mixtus (cuckoo wrasse)
Lineage: Eukaryota; Metazoa; Chordata; Actinopteri; Labriformes; Labridae
Product: epidermal growth factor-like protein 6
Exons: 4
Coding region: 130-552 (140 amino acids)
Molecular function (GO): calcium ion binding
Source: RefSeq, a predicted model, not a curated record
GCCUUUUUAACACACUUGAACGCACACAUCCAGAAACAAGUGUCUGUUUUGACGGAGUGUAGGUUUCUGAUGACAUGAUGCGGCUAAUAUGACCUUAAUGCAAUAUUGUAGAACUGUUGGUGGAAGAAAAUGAUUGAAAUUAGGCAAAGGGCCUUUGUGAUGAUGGCGCAUUUCAUUACACUCUCCUUUGUUCUUCAUCAGGACAGGUCAGUGGUGGAAAUGUUUAAGCACUCUAGGGGUCGCACACAGCCAGGACUCUGCAGCUUUGGUCAAACAACUUCCUGUUGUUUGGGAUGGAGGAAUGUUAACGGCAUUUGUCAACCGGUGUGCAAUAAGUCAUGUGUUAACGGCGAAUGUGUGGGGCCAGGCAAGUGUUUAUGCUCCAAGGGGUAUAAAGGACCUCAGUGUGAUGAAGAUGUGAAUGAGUGCGGUUUCCUGGAGAGACCGUGUACCCAGCGCUGCAUGAAUACACACGGUAGCUAUCGCUGUUACUGUGAACCUGGAUACACACUCAAUGCAGAUGGAUGCACCUGCACCAGUGAGUCAUUUUAA